Molecule: messenger RNA, 981 nt
Organism: Dentiscutata erythropus
Lineage: Eukaryota; Fungi; Glomeromycota; Glomeromycetes; Diversisporales; Gigasporaceae
Source: the annotation of a GenBank genome assembly
AUGAGGCUUCAAAAUCUGCUUUGUCGGUUUUUCACAUUAUACCUGGGGACUAUUCUCUUAGUUACUUGUCAAUUUGUUCCCGUCUCUCGUCAUCUACAAACAAGUGCCAUAAUUAACAAUUCCAGAUGGUAUUUCUUUGGUGGAAGAAUUAGGAAUCACGGAGUCGACAGUGAUGACAUUAGUGACAUUAAUGACAUUAAUGAAGUAUUUUACCUUAAAUUAUCAAAAUCAUUCAGCACUGAUUCGCUUGAAUGGCAUAAAGAUGAAACAGGAAGCCCUCUAGCAAAUGUUUUUAGCACAUCAUACGUUUAUCCUAAUAAUUCAUCUAUUCUCAUAAUUGGCGGGGUUAUGGCGAACCAAACGACACACGAUGUUCUUCCAAAUAGUUCAGCAAUAUACAAAUACAAUUUAAAUGAUUCAAGUUGGGAGGUACCAAAAAUUACGGGAAUAGAUGAUUUUGCUCAUUGUGGUGGAUUACAAUCCAUGGCUGAUAAUACUGGAAGAAUUUUUUUAUACGGCGGGAUGCUAGAUAUUCCUGGCCCAAUUUGUAAUAAAAUGAGUAUUUUAUAUACAAAUAAUAUGUCAUGGAUAACAAACAAUAUUACUACUUCACGAUUUGGUUAUGCUGCUACCAUAGAUAAAAGUGGAAAUAUCACAUAUAUUGGUGGUCGUUCGAUGUCUAAUUUUGACGAUGAUAGUUAUGUUAGCAUGAAUGAGAUUCUGAUAUUCGAUACUAAAUCCCUAAGCUGGCAUAACAUUGUAAGCAAUAGUAGACUUACUGGAGAAAGCCUAGUACUUUUAAAUAAACAUGUUUACAUUUUUGAUACAUUAAACUAUAAAUGGGUAAAAACACUUGAAAGAGACACUCCAGUACCUCCUUUGAUUAUUGUAUUACCUAUUUUAGCAUUUUUAUUGGUUUUAUUAAUGAUUUGUUGGUGCUUAAAACGCCAACGAAAACAAAAUGAAGGCCUUUCUUCUUGA